AGAAAAAUCCCCUGGUGUUUAUGGAUGUGUCCAUAGAUGGGGAUCCUGUUGAAAGGAUGGUUUUUGAGCUCUUUUAUGAUGUAGCUCCGAAGACUGCUGAGAAUUUUCGUGCACUAUGUACAGGAGAAAGGGGAGUCAGUCAAAAUUCUGGAAAAUCACUGCACUACAAGGGUUCUUUCUUCCAUCACAUUGUAAAAGGCUCCAUUGUGCGGGAUACAGGGCUGAUGGUCACGACUGCUUUUCUUGUGAUAUAGUUUUAAGGGUGGUGAUUUUGUCAAUCGAAAUGUUGUCCGAGUUGCAAGCCUUGUUCCAUUUUCAUGUUUCGUGUGACAAUGGGACUGGUGGAGAAAGCAUAUAUGGUUCCAAGUUCCCAGAUGAGUCACCUAGGCUGAAGCAUGAUGCUCCAGGCCUUCUAUCCAUGGCAAUUACUGAUCGUGACACUCUUGGUUCUCAUUUUAUCAUCACUUUGAAAGCUGAUCACCAUCUUGAUAGGAAGCAUGUAGUCUUUGGCAAGCUUGUGCAAGGUCAUAAUAUAUUGAAGAAAAUUGAAGAUGUGGGUGAUGAAGAAGGACAUCCAACUGUAACUGUGAAAAUAAUUAAUUGUGGUGAAUAUAAUGAGGAUGGAAAGAAGAUAAAUAAAUUAAAACUAGGAAGGGAUGGAUCUUCUGAAGCCCAUAAUCAUGAAGCACGACAGAAGGUGAAGCACAAAAAAUCUUCAGGAGACAGAAGGAAAAGGAGAAAAUACUACUCAUCAGAAUCGAAUAGUACUUCAGAUUCAGACAUGGAAUCUUCAAAAAGUGAUAGUGAUUCUGACUCGGAUGUGUCUUCAUCAUCUUAUACCAGUUCCUCCAGCGACGGCAGGCAGAGGAAGAGAAAGAGGUCCAGGAAAGAUAAACAUCGACAAGGAAAAAGAAGAGAUAAACACCGAGACAAGAGACGAAGGAAACGAGAUAAAAGAUCAAAGCAUAGAUCAAGAAGGGAAUCGAGCAGUCUUACUGAUUCAGAUAGUGAAAGUAAGAGUGACAAUAGCUCUGAUAGCAAAAGUCUUGAUGCUCAAGGGAGAAAUCAGAAGCAUAAAGAUCAUUCUCAGAGAAAUGCAGCUGAAGUUCAGUCUCCCUUAGUUGUAGAGAAAGAAUUACCUCCCAUGCAUCUUAAAAAGAGGGAGGAAGUGGGUAUGCUAGAGGAGGAAUUCUCAAAGGAAAAUGGAGAGCAGCAUAGAAAUGGCAUUGGGGCCAACCACAGAUCUGACAGAGGUGAAGAGAGGCAGCCUGACGUGAUGGAUGAUCAUCCAGGCAAAUCUAGGAGCCGAAGCAUGAGUCCUAAGCAAACCAUGAGUAAGAAUAUAUGUACUAGUCCAAAGAGUGAGAGCAAAAGCCCAAGCGUUAGUCCAAAAAGGAGAUUGAGCAGAAGUCCUGUUAGAAGCAUUAGCAGGAGUCCAAACAGCAGAAGCCCAGUGAGGGGCCGGAAGGAGAGAAGUAUCAGUAGGAGCCCUGUUAGAACUCGUGAUCAUGAAAGUGUAAGUAGAAGCCCCGUUAGAUCUCGCGAUCGUAGAAAUUUCCGCGAGAGCCCUGUAAGAUCCCUUUCUCGGAGUCGCCGGAGCUGGAAUUCUCCCAAAGCAUCAUCACGAAGAACGGUCAGCAGAAGCCCUGUAGGAGUGUCAAGAAAGAGCCUAAGCAGGAGUCCAAUUAGAUCAUCUGCCAGAAGCUUAAGCAGAAGCUCCGGCAGGGUCCCUUUGAGAAGCAUUAGCCAAAGUCCAGUUAGAGUGCUUAGCAGAGGCAAUCGCCAGAGUUAUUCUAGGAGUCGUAGCCCUGUCCGUCGGGAAAGGACACCUCAUGGGAGAAGUUUGUCAAGGAGCGUGUCUCCUGAUGCUUCACCAAAACGUAUCAGAAGGGGAAGAGGUUUCAGUGAACGAUACUCUUAUGCUAGAAGGUAUAGAACGCCCUCUCGGUCUCCCGCGAGGUCAUACCGCUAUAAUGGAAGAAGUGACCGCUAUAAUGGAAGAAGUGACCGUGACAGAUAUUCAGGUUACAGAAGGUACUCCCCUAGGCGUUAUAGGGGCCCACAGCCACGUGGAAGAACUCCACCAAGGUACCGAACCAGGAGGAGCAGGACGCCAUCUGUAUCACGUAGCCCACGUUACCGAGCUCGACGAUAUAGCCGAAGCCGUAGCCCAGUUCGUAGUCAUUCACCGGUUGAUCCUCGUUCUCGGGCCUCUCCUCGUGCAGAGAGGCACAUAGCAUCAUCCCAGAGCAGGAGUCCAUCACGAUCCAGGUCUUCAGUGGAAUCACAAUCUCCACGAAAAGCAAGCAGAGGCAACAUGUCAAGGUCAUCGUCUGGAAGCCCAGCUGGAAAGAAAGGCCUAGUCUCUUAUGGAGAUGGUUCUCCCGACUCAAGCCAAAGGUGAAAUGCUAGGUCAGGAAUUUCUAGUGAAACCGUCACUUUUAAUGAGCUGGAGGCUUCUAUUUUUAAACUUCACCUUUUGCUUUGCUUGCUGGAAUUCGUCAAUGUUACAUGUUUCCUUUAUAAACCAAGGUUUUAGGUCCUUUUUUUUUUCCUUUCGUUUGUUUAAUUGAAAUGUCAUGUUUAAAGACGAUUACUAGAAUAAGUUAAAGACGACUAUACAUGUCAGACUAGAGUGCAGUUUUAGUUGUGUAUCUGAGACAGGUCGGAUGUGGUAUUACAUUUGAGUUGAAUUUAUGUAGAAUUUUGACCUAUACGUUUUGCGGGUUAAUCUAAUGUAGGUGUGAAACUCUUGAUUUGUAUUUUAAUAUA
This is a messenger RNA of Gastrolobium bilobum, 2772 nucleotides long. Its product is annotated as peptidyl-prolyl cis-trans isomerase CYP95-like. Gene Ontology annotation, molecular function: peptidyl-prolyl cis-trans isomerase activity. Gene Ontology annotation, biological process: protein peptidyl-prolyl isomerization. Lineage: Eukaryota; Viridiplantae; Streptophyta; Magnoliopsida; Fabales; Fabaceae. The transcript has 15 exons. The coding region runs from base 116 to 2404 and encodes 762 amino acids. The record is from RefSeq and is a predicted model, not a curated record.